AUGGACCGCCAAAAAACUCUAAAGACACUAAGAUGGUACGAUGAGAGCUAUGCGUAUGAGAUAGAUUCAUAUCAUUUCGACCGGGCUUGUUGGAAAAUGAGGACACUCGAGCGCACUUUCCAUGAAACUACCAAAUCUAGCCGCAUCCGUUGCUGUCAACAGAUCAGCAAUCAUAUUGAAGCGAUUCUCAAGCCGACUGCUCCAAUCGAUUACAAUGCUAUGUCCGACGAAGAACUGAUGGAGCGCUUCAAAUCUAUCAAGACACGAAAUGCCGAAUUGAGAAGUCUUUUCCAAUACCAAGACACAUAUCUGCCUUCUUGGGAUCCUUUCAGCGGAAUACGCAGACGUGUUAAAGCCGCAAUAAGUGAGAGUUGGGGAUCAAUGAUAAGGAAAAUGAGGAAGGAAUAA
This is a messenger RNA of Caenorhabditis briggsae, 408 nucleotides long. NCBI's taxonomy places the organism in Eukaryota, Metazoa, Nematoda, Chromadorea, Rhabditida, Rhabditidae. Bases 1 to 408 code for a protein of 135 amino acids. The record is from RefSeq and is a predicted model, not a curated record. The transcript has 4 exons.